This is a messenger RNA of Aspergillus fischeri NRRL 181, 504 nucleotides long. Its product is annotated as LITAF-like zinc ribbon domain-containing protein. The coding region runs from base 1 to 504 and encodes 167 amino acids. The transcript has 3 exons. Gene Ontology annotation, molecular function: zinc ion binding. The record is from RefSeq and is a predicted model, not a curated record. NCBI's taxonomy places the organism in Eukaryota, Fungi, Ascomycota, Eurotiomycetes, Eurotiales, Aspergillaceae.
AUGGACUCCGAAAAAAUCAACUCCACCCCUGUGCCAGCCUACGAGCAACACCCCAGCCCGGAAACCCACCAGGCACAGGCCGCGCCUAUAGUCCCAGCCCCCCAAAACGCACACAUGCAGCCUCAAGCACCCCUCCCCAAAGACCAUCCCCAGCAGCAGCCAUUCGCGCAGCCCCCCGCGCCGGAAUACUACGCCGCAGCGCCCGGAAUGGGCCACCCAAGCGGGUACAACAGCGCGACGCCGCUGCACGCCCUGCAGCGCGGGCCGACGCCCGUUGAUUGUCCUGUCUGCGGACAGCGGGAGAUGACGCGCGCAGAGGCGCAUUCGGGGAAUACCACGCAUGGAUGGGCGGCGGUGCUGUGCUGCUGUUUCUGUCUCGGGUGUAUACCCUACCUGAUGUCGUCGCUGAAGGAUGUGGACCAUUACUGUGGGAAGUGUGGGGUGAUGUUGGCGACGUGGCAUAACAGUGGACGGGUGGAUGUGCAUCAUGCGGUUAGGAAUUAG